This is a messenger RNA of Medicago truncatula (barrel medic), 565 nucleotides long. RefSeq lists its product as uncharacterized. Bases 41 to 469 code for a protein of 142 amino acids. NCBI's taxonomy places the organism in Eukaryota, Viridiplantae, Streptophyta, Magnoliopsida, Fabales, Fabaceae. The record is from RefSeq and is a predicted model, not a curated record. The transcript is spliced from 2 exons.
UUCAUCUGAUCAAAGUUGUUGAACUAAUGGAAGGGGUGUUAUGCAGCGGUACCAAAUUUGUUGCCUAGAAUCUCAAUGGUAUAGAAAUUGGAUUCUACAACUGAAAUUGAAUUUUGCUUCCACACCUUCAUUUCCCAAUUCAAUUACGUUCCAUUCUUCCUUUAUGGUUUCCACAAAAUUCAAUUUCCCCAAUUUAUUGCCCAGAUCUGUCUUCAAUCAUCACUUCCAUUCAAACCCUCUAGCUUUGGUUUUAGGGUUUGUUGUUAGUCAGCAAAUAGCAAUGGCAGGAGCUGGGCAACUGAACAUGAUUGAUUCACCUUCGCGUGGUUCCCGUAGCGUCGAUUGCUUUGAGAGGCUCGAAAAAUCGGCGAAGGCACCUAUUGUCAUGUUUACAUGGCCAAAGAGAUCGAAACCGGUGAAAUUGUCGCUCUCAAGAAAAUACGUAUGGAUAAUGGGAGAAGGAGUAUGAAUAUGAAUGUAUUUUCAAACAUUUCAUUCCUAUGUGCAACUCUGUGUAGUUUGUAAAAGAUAGAUAAUUUGUAAUUUACUCGUAUGUUUGAUUGAA